Molecule: messenger RNA, 1140 nt
Organism: Perognathus longimembris pacificus (Pacific pocket mouse)
Lineage: Eukaryota; Metazoa; Chordata; Mammalia; Rodentia; Heteromyidae
Gene: Antxrl
Product: ANTXR like
Exons: 13
Coding region: 1-1140 (379 amino acids)
Cellular component (GO): membrane
Molecular function (GO): signaling receptor activity
Source: RefSeq, a predicted model, not a curated record
AUGGGGAACCACUAUCUCCAGGUUCCCUGCUCUGCACUCUUCCUAUUGCUGGUCCUACAACCUCUACCAUGUGGUAGAGCAGAUGGCCUCAAGUACAAAGGCCCUGGCUGGAAAUUACUCCAUCGCCUGGGUCUAGGCAGAAGCUCCAACACCACCAGCCUGGAAUCUAAGGGCCAUUCAUGUCAGGGCAUCUUUGACCUCUACUUUAUCCUAGACAAGUCGGGCAGCGUGGACAACAACUGGUUUGAAAUUUAUUCAUUCGUGGAAAAUUUGGUGACGAAAUACCAAAACUCAAGGGUUCGGAUAUCCUUCAUUCUCUACUCAACAGAUGCCACCAUACUCCUGCCACUCACCUCAGACAGACAAGAAAUUCGUCAAGGUCUUAACAAACUUCAGCAAGUGGUACCUGUGGGACACACAUACAUGCAAGAAGGAUUUAAAAAGGCAAUUCAACAGAUAGAAAAUGCCAAAUUGUUAGCCAAUGUUUCCAGCGUGAUCAUAGCUCUGACGGAUGGAACACUGUUGCCAGAUGCAUUUGAGGCAACCAAAAAGGAGGCUCAGAAGGCUCGGAAACUGGGGUCCAUCAUUUACACUGUGGGUGUGCUGGAGUAUAACAGAGAUCAGCUGCUUGCGAUUGCAGAUACGCCUGAGCACAUGUUUGGGGUGCAAAAUGGGUUUAAGGGUUUGCAAAGCAUCACUGACUCUCUCUCCACCAAGUCCUGUAUUGAAGCCCGGUCAGUGGAGCUGUCAACUCCUUGUGCAGGAGAACCCUAUGAAGUGGUCGUUUCUGGACAUGGUUUUCAGAAUGCAAAACACCUGUCCCAGGUUGUAUGCAGAUUCAAGUUCAACAACAACAUCCUGGGGCACUCCCUGCUGCUACAUGCCUUCAACUUGCCACCAGACAUUUCCAUACUGUUCACCCAGGAUCCAGGGCAGAGGUGCCAGCUUUCCUGUCAUGAACCCCAGCUGCACACAGGUUCCCCGCCCUGCACGGAUCUGCCUCCGCUCCAGUCAGGAGUGUUGCACCAUCCCAUCGGUGCCCUGCACCGUCGCACAGGCACCCUGCGCCGUCGCACAGGCACCCUGCGCUGUCGCACAGGCACCCUGCGCCAUCCCACAGUCUACCUGGCCUCCUGCUAA